This is a messenger RNA of Cynoglossus semilaevis (tongue sole), 3274 nucleotides long. Its product is annotated as signal peptide, CUB and EGF-like domain-containing protein 3. The coding region runs from base 1775 to 2437 and encodes 220 amino acids. Lineage: Eukaryota; Metazoa; Chordata; Actinopteri; Pleuronectiformes; Cynoglossidae. The transcript is spliced from 4 exons. The record is from RefSeq and is a predicted model, not a curated record.
CGGACCCUGCACUGCUGGGUAAAACCAAAAUAGAUUAAAUCAAUAUAACGUCUUGGUAUUUAGACAAAGGGCAGUGUUGCUUGAAGGACAAACUCAAACGUUUUCCUUAGUUUUUAUAUUUUUCCAAAAGCUCAAGAUUCAACAUAGGCUCUUUAGGAUCUUGACUUUUUUAUUUUUUUUGCUGAACACCAUUUCAGGUCCUGACCCACACUCUGUGAGACACGUUUGCUUUUCAUUUGUUUUAUUAUGUCUUACAUGUUUUGCAUGCAGAUAUUACUGCGCAGGUGGCGCUGUAACACCUUCCCCCACUGAUGGAGGUUCAGGGGGAGCCUGUCCAGAGGGUCACUUCUGCCCAGAGGGAACUGCCCAACCUGUACCCUGUCAUCCAGGGACAUAUGUUGCAGUGACACAUGCAUCUGUCUGUGAACCUUGUGAGCCAGGCUGGUACUGCGUGUCUGGUACUCUGUACCUGUGUCCUGCAGGUUGGUGGUUCUUCAGUGUUAGGAAAUAAAACUGAAAAAUAGUCAUUCAAAUACAGGUGAAUUAAAACAGAACACAGUGAAGCAGUAUGAGGGCUGCACUGACGAAACAAAUAAGGACCUAGGUUCAGAUGUUAUUUGUCCAAACUGACAACAUUUCUCAUAUUUUCUCAUACAUAUACGACUUUAUUCUUGUUAACUUGAAUUUUGUCCAUUCUUCCUCACAUGCAGCCCUAGUUCACCAGCAUUUAUACCAAAAUGUGACGUCACAUUUCUACAUGUUCUUGUGCGACAUGCAGGGUUUUACUGCCCCGAGGGAAGUGGCUUUGACUUGAGGAGCUGUCCAGAGGGAACCUACGGUCCAGAUCCAGGCUACUGGUCUGUCUCUCAGUGCAGGCAGUGUGACGGUGGCCAUUACUGUUCUUCCAGAAAUGGUACAGCUGUCACUGGACCAUGUCAGGCAGGGUAUUACUGUUCACAUGGAAACACUUCUCCACGGCCUGCACUACAGGAUGCAGGUAAACACAUAUAUGCAGUACUUUAUAUAUUUUCUUAACAUGCACCAAGGAUUGUAGAGUCAUCUUUGCAUCGCCACAGUCUUUAAGAUUUUUUUUUCUAUUGUAAAAAAAAAAAAGUCAAAUGACAGCUGCGUUUCUGUGUAUCAUCAGGAAACGGAGGACCGUGUCCUGUCGGUCAUUACUGCCCCCUGGCCACCAUCUAUCCUCGGCCCUGUCCACGUGGAGCAUUCUCUAACCUCACAGAAUCAAUCUCCCAGGUUGGAGCCUCUCUGGAGUUUCUUUGACAAUAAUUGAGAAAAAUAUCUGCCCUCCUUCAGAAUAACUCUACUGUUGAAUUUAAAUGACAAAGCUGGUGUUCUUGGGGGGAAGAAAAUCCAUUUUUGAUGAAGCAUGGAUGUGCCUCACUAAUCAUGAAAUUCACUCUACAUACUACAUUUGCUCUACAGUUACAUAAUGCGUUACAUAAUAAUCACCUUCAUCUGUAUAGUACUCAAUGUACAGAAUCCCUGACUGACCUCUCCACAUAUACGUAACACAGACAUAACCGUAACUGUACCUUACAAUGGUGCCUCUCUUAUCAGCUAAUGAAUAUUUAGUCCCAAACCAAUAUGUCGACGAGGCCCACUCUCUUCUUCAUUUAAUAACAGCCUCUCUGCUUUUAUCUCCCCCCCCACUCUCUCUCUCUCUCUCUCUCUCCUCCCUCCCUGCCAUUGUCUUGCUUGUUUCCUACCUCAGGAGGAUUGCCAGCCAUGUCUCCCUGGUUACUAUUGUCACACUAUGGGCCUUUCAGAGCCAUCAGGAAAAUGUUGGAAAGGUUUCUUUUGUCUGGGAGGUGCAGAUCGUCCUGAUCCCCCGUUUAGAGACAGUGGAGGAGGACCCUGCCCCAAAGGUUAUUACUGUUCUGAAGGAUCUGCGACUCCUCAGCUUUGCCCCCAGGGAACUAUCAGCACAGACGAUGGCCAAGCCAGCUGCAGAGCCUGUCCCCAGGGAUUUUAUUGUCCUGCCAGUGAUAAUGGCUCUUCAUCAGUCACUAAUGAAUGUCCAGUGGGUCAUUACUGUCCAUCCGGGACCUGGUCCAAACACCAGUACCCGUGUCCAUCUGGAUCCAUCAACCCUCACACUCAGAUGGCAACACCCCAGGACUGUCUGCCCUGCCCUCCAGGCUCCUUCUGUGCCUCCCCUGGGAUGGGAGUUGCAUCAGGCCAGUGUAAUGCAGGAUACUUUUGCAUCUCUGGCUCUUGGUCCUCCUCACCCGAAGAUGGAGGGGCGACAGGUGACCGGUGUCCUGUUGGUCAUUUCUGUCCCCAGGGCUCCUCAGUGCCACUGCCCUGUCCCUUGGGGUAUUACAGCAACACAACCAGGAAUGGUCAUGUCUCCGACUGUCUGCCGUGUCCUCCAGGUUGUGCAUAUAAGUCUGUGGUUGUGUGUUUUUAUCACUAACAGGUUUAAUAACCCAUUACCUAACUACACCCAAGAAAGGUCCAUUACCCUCUGUAAUGACUGAGGCUGUAGACUAUAAUAACUACGCUUCAUUUGUAGGUUUUCUGUGCGUCAGCAGAGGGCUCUCUUCUCCUUCUCAUAUCUGCCCAGCUGGUUCUUACUGUACAGGCAGAGACAACAGCAGCAGCCAGCAGGCUUCCAUUCCCUGCUCACCUGGAAACAUGUGCCCUGCUGGGUCAGACAGCGAGGUGCCCUGCCCCCCAGGGACGUACCAGGAUCGACCAGGACAGGUGAAGAAUGCUGUUAUACAGAUUUUUCUUCUCACUGAACUGCAUCUAAACUCAUGCUAAUCAAUAGAACCAUUGAUAUCUAACCUCAUGACUGACGUCUGAACCUCAUCUGAAGCUGAAGCUUUACUGAACAUACAGAGCUCAUGACUUGUGAUGCAAAGAUACAAUUUCACAUUCAUUUGCGACCGUUGACAGUUCUUCUUUCCUUUGUUUAUAUCCUGGAGCUCAGAACAUCUUGACCUUAUCAAACCAGUACAAACCAGUUUUCACCCUUCUAUCCUCCAUCACCUCUAUCAACAUUAGUCUUCAUCAAACUCAAUGUAAAAAAGAAAACACCUUCAUCUUCCUAACCUUUGAGACACUCCUACAAAAGACCUUUGUUGUUAUUAUCUCGAUUCUGUAUGAAAUUAUAAAAAAUAAAUAUAAAAAUAUUCCCUUUAUUCCAAGCACUUUUAUUGUCAACUAUUCAAUAUACAUUUCUUUAGUAUUACAACAGCUCUCUUUUUUGUCUCUACCUAUGCAGCAAUAAUGUUGUCAUUUUCUUUGU